Pongo pygmaeus (Bornean orangutan) is the source of this 11426-nucleotide messenger RNA. It is a transcript of the gene VWC2, whose product is annotated as von Willebrand factor C domain containing 2. The coding region runs from base 586 to 1563 and encodes 325 amino acids. The transcript is spliced from 4 exons. Gene Ontology annotation, molecular function: protein binding. NCBI's taxonomy places the organism in Eukaryota, Metazoa, Chordata, Mammalia, Primates, Hominidae. The record is from RefSeq and is a predicted model, not a curated record. Gene Ontology annotation, cellular component: AMPA glutamate receptor complex. Gene Ontology annotation, biological process: negative regulation of BMP signaling pathway.
GCGGGCGCGCUGGCUCCCAGGCUGGUCUCGGUGCCACUUGCGCGCCGGCCGCGCACCGAGCUUCUCUUUUCCCUCCGACGCGCCACGGCUACCCAGACAUUCCGGCUGCCGGGUCUGGAGAGCUCCCAGAAACCCUCCGCGGAGAGGAGCGAGGCGGCGCCAGGGUGGCCCUCGGGGCUCGCUUGGUCUCGGAGAAGCGGGGACGAGGCCGGAGGAUGAGCGGCUGAGGGCGACGCGGGCACUGACGCGAGUUGGGGCCGCGACCACCGGCAGCUGACAGCGCGAUGAGCGAGUCCCCAGAGACGCCCUAGCCCGGUGCGCGCGCCGGGCAGAGCGCGCAGGUGGGGUUGGGCUCUCAGCGGUCCGCCCCGCGCGGGUCCCCGGCCUGCCCAGGAUGGGCGCUGGCAACCCGGUCCAGCGCCCGCCGCUGCUACCCCUGCGCCCGCCGCGAGCCCGGCGUCCGGCCCGCGCCUUGAGCUCAUGGACGGCGGCUCCCGGCUGGCGGCGGCGCGCCCCCGGGCUGUGAAUGCGACUCGCCCCUCGGCCGCGCUCCCCGCCCGCCCGCCCGCCGGGACGUGGUAGGGGAUGCCCAGCUCCACUGCGAUGGCAGUUGGCGCGCUCUCCAGUUCCCUCCUGGUCACCUGCUGCCUGAUGGUGGCUCUGUGCAGUCCAAGCAUCCCGCUGGAGAAGCUGGCCCAGGCACCAGAGCAGCCGGGCCAGGAGAAGCGUGAGCACGCCUCUCGGGACGGCCCGGGGCGGGUGAACGAGCUCGGGCGCCCGGCGAGGGACGAGGGCGGCAGCGGCCGGGACUGGAAGAGCAAGAGCGGCCGUGGGCUCGCCGGCCGUGAGCCGUGGAGCAAGCUGAAGCAGGCCUGGGUCUCCCAGGGCGGGGGCGCCAAGGCCGGGGAUCUGCAGGUCCGGCCCCGCGGUGACACCCCGCAGGGGGAAGCCCUGGCCGCAGCCGCCCAGGACGCGAUCGGCCCGGAACUCGCGCCCACGCCCGAGCCACCCGAGGAGUACGCGUACCCGGACUACCGUGGCAAGGGCUGCGUGGACGAGAGUGGCUUCGUGUACGCGAUCGGGGAGAAGUUCGCGCCAGGCCCCUCGGCCUGCCCGUGCCUGUGCACCGAGGAGGGGCCGCUGUGCGCGCAGCCCGAGUGCCCGAGGCUGCACCCGCGCUGCAUCCACGUCGACACGAGCCAGUGCUGCCCGCAGUGCAAGGAGAGGAAGAACUACUGCGAGUUCCGGGGCAAGACCUAUCAGACUUUGGAGGAGUUCGUGGUGUCUCCAUGCGAGAGGUGUCGCUGUGAAGCCAACGGUGAGGUGCUGUGCACAGUGUCAGCGUGUCCCCAGACGGAGUGUGUGGACCCUGUGUACGAGCCUGAUCAGUGCUGUCCCAUCUGCAAAAAUGGUCCAAACUGCUUUGCAGAAACCGCGGUGAUCCCUGCUGGCAGAGAAGUGAAGACUGACGAGUGCACCAUAUGCCACUGUACUUAUGAGGAAGGCACAUGGAGAAUCGAGCGGCAGGCCAUGUGCACGAGACAUGAAUGCAGGCAAAUGUAGACGCUUCCCAGAACACAGACUCCGACUUUUUCUAGAACAUUUUACUGAUGUGAACAUUCUAGAUGACUCUGGGAAAUAUCAGUCAAAGAAGACUUUUGAUGAGGAAUAAUGGAAAAUUGUUGGUACUUUUCCUUUUCUUGAUAACAGUUACUACAACAGAAGGAAAUGGAUAUAUUUCAAAACAUCAACAAGAACUUUGGGCAUAAAAUCCCUCUCUAAAUAAAUGUGCUAUUUUCACAGUAAGUACACAAAAGUACACUAUUAUAUAUUAAAUGUAUUUCUAUAAUCCCUCCAUUAGAGAGCUUAUAUAAGUGUUUUCUAUAGAUGCAGAUUAAAAAUGCUGUGUUGUCAACCGUCCUCACUGUGUACCUGCAUAUCUUUUUCAGUUCUGAUUCCAUCACCCGGGAAUGUUCCCCCUGCACAUUUUCACAGGGCAGAGUCACGCAUGAAUGGAUCAUAAGAUAUUAGGACCAAUUUCCACUGAAACCCUGUUUAAAUUCUAUUUAAUUACAGACAUAUCUCUAAUGUUGAUGUCUACUUCACAUAAAUAUAUUUCCUUUUUAUAAUAAUAUAUUGCUUUUAUCUGCUUCAUUCUCAGUCACUUGUGAAAUGCAGGUGUAAAGAUCACUAACUCAUACUUUCUCAGUUUUUUCCUCUAAGCUCCUGAAUUGUAGACUAUAGGUAAGCACAUACAUAUAUUUCAUUCUUAUUUACAUUAUUUUCUCUUCUAAGCAUAACUUUAAUUCAUUCCCUAAACUGAGGAAUAAAGUAGGCUGGAAAAUUUGCAUUAGUGUUCCAUCAAGCUGAAGAAGACAACAAAAUAGGGGAGGAGUCCUUCGAUUAUCCUAGGAUAGUUAAGGAAAAUCAAACUCCUAAACAAGUUUAUAUACCUGAAAUCUAAAUGUGCUACAGAUAACUCAGCUGUCAGUUCAGUGGAAUCAUAUUUGUCAUCAGACUUGAGUCAUCUAUCCUCCAUAAACUACACAGUAAAAUCUUGACUGAUAAUCUUGAAUUAGCCACCCUUCACAAGCAGAGUGAGAAAGCAGUUAUUUUGUUAAAACAAAGCUGAAGACCAAGUGUACUCCACAACUUUCCUAUAAUUAUAAUUCCAAACCAACUUAUUUUCUCUUCAUUUGAACAGAGAACAUAAAAAGCCACUGCAAAGUCCUGCUAAUCUAAUCAAUGCAUAAUAGAAAAUAGUUCUGCCUUUAUCAAUCAUAUCAGCAUGUGGUGUGUUGAUGAAAGAAGUAAUUGGAGUCUUAAUAGGUGUAGGAUAAAAAAAGCAAAAGUAUAAUCACUAUUUAUGUCUUUAAAGGAUUAAAACAUAUAUAAUCAUUAUUUGAAGCCUCUAAAGGUAUUUUUCAUAUUUUUGUUUAUUCUAAAAUUUUGCAUUAAGAACCUAUUAAGUACAAAGCAUUGACAACAAGGGAAUAAGGCUUGAUUUCUUGCCUUCUUGGACUUUUGGUCUCUGGCAUAAGAAGUAUAUGAAAUCAUAAUGUAUUGUAUUAGGAGCCAAGCUAGAGACCAGCAAAUGGAGAUUAGAAAGCCUUCCUAAUGAGAAGAUGGAGAACAUGAAAAAAAUCAUUAUAUAAAAAAUAAUUCAAUUAUUAAAGACUGAAUAACAUUCAAGAAAAAUGGAUACAUCUAUCAUAAUUGAAAAAUUAAACUAUUGUGGACCUGAGUAAGUAUAAAGAUGCCACUGACUGAGUCAUGAAAACAUUACAUAUAGUCAUUUAAUUUUUAUCUUGUUCAUAAAGAACACCUUGAGCCAAAGGGACUACCAGUACAUAGAUUUCAUGAAAAUACUCAGGGGAAUUAUUAGCUAAUUGUUCUCAGGUGUAAUCAGCUUUCCAAAAUUUAACCUUUGUAUUAAAGACUGGUAGACAUUGGCCAUCCCUCCUUUAUUCAAGGAUGGAUUGUUUGAGACACAGUUAUUUAAAGUUGUCGUUUUGCUAAUAAAUGGCCCUAGCCCCCAUGGGUAGGUGGGCCAUUAGUAACCUCUUCUCUCUCCAUCAGGCAUGAUGCAGUUAGAGACUCAGUCCAUGCAGCUCAAAGUCUUCCUGUUUCCCUUAAUAAUAAUUCCUACCAGAAUGGAUGAUGAGCUCUGAAAUAAUUGCAGUGGUGUUUUCAAUGCUGUGAGAAUUUCAGAAAACCUGGUAUUUUGUUGCAUAUAGAGAGAAUGAACCCAGUAUCAUCUUGGGAAAUUAACUGACUCACUUGCUCUAAACUUAGUUUGACCUGCAGGGUCACCAGCACACACUCCUAAGAACUAAAGCUCAGUGGCUGUUAUUACACCAAAGUAACUCCCCUCCCCAUCUCUGAUUUCAACCCCCUCAUUCCUCUCUCCUCAUAGAAAUAAUGCAUAAACCAAACACAUGGAAGAACUUAGUUUUAUGACACUGCAUAUACGCAUUAAUAAUAAUGGCAUUAUUUGCAUUUUUGUCCAAGAUCAACUUCUUCUUGCAGUUAGACUUUCACAAAUAUAUAGCUAUCUCAGAUUGACAUUCUAUUUUCCUCCCCUCUGUUGUCAGAGAACUCUUUGCUGAGAUUAUCAACAACAAACUGUUCUAUUCAAUAAAUAACCUGAAUAGCUGCCCAAUAAAAAAGGAAAGUAUAAGUUACUCAAUUUCAAAAUAAUAUGGUUUGGAGAUAGCACAGAAAAGGGGGGCCUCAGAAUUCAAGCAUAGAAGUUCUGGACAAGCCAUAAUCACUAAAAUUCAAAUAGGCCUGCUCUAUAAGUACCUAAUAAUUGUUAAAUGAUUUGUUCAAGUUAAUAAACUAAAUCGUGCUUACAAAUGUAUUAAUGAAUUUAUUUCAAAUUUUCAACCCAUAUUUAGAUCUGAAAGUAUAAAGCUACUUAUGUAAGCAAUAGAAUGGUUCUGGAAAUUAUCUGAUGUCUUAGAGGUUUUCAAGUUAAAUUCAUUCUUUCAGUGAUAGGAUAUUUACUUGUUGGGUGGAUUAACAAUACUUUCUAUUGACAUUUCCCAGAAGUCUUGAGAAAAGUCAUUUCAAAAACUUGUAUUUCAUCCCUGCAUGCAACAAGUAUUAGAUGCACUGCAGUUCAGGCAAGUCCUGCUACAAUGUUGCAGCUAGUGCAGAUGGAGAGGCACAGUAUCCUUGACAUCAAGGGGUCUGUAAGCCUUGAAACUAAUUUAGGUUUGAUUAAAAUACUUUUAAUCUUUUGAUACUUAGAAUUUCAUCACCUGCUUUGUGCAGUAAAACAUGCUGAGAAUUCUCAUACAGUUUUAAGUUUGUAACAUCAAUAAUAUGUUUUAUAAACUUUCCUCCCUACUUCUCCAACAUAAAUGUUGCAUUUAUAUAAGGUUAAAAGUCCUAAAAAAUCAUAAAAUUCAGAUGUUUAAUUUUUGUUUUUAAGCAGUGAAAUGGGUUUUUAAAUGUAUACAUUAUCUGAAACUUACAAAAUAUACAAUGUUUCAAACAAGCAUUGUUGGAAACGAAAUCCAUUAUUUUAAAUGUGGACUAUUUAAACAUGUAGAAAACAAAAUUAUAGAUAUAACUAUGAUUUUAAAAAUAUUAACAAUUUGCUAAAUUUGCUUCAAUGGGCAAGAGAUCAAUCCUACUUUUCAUUAUUUUUAAUAUCAUAUUUUUCCCCAACAUAAUGUUAUUAUGAAGAGUAUCCGAUGUACAAAUAAGCAUCAUUGGUAAAAACAUACAUGCUUCUUUGGCCAACAUAAUUUGUAACUUUCUUAUGGAACCUACUUACCUACUAUAUUUUUUUUCCUCACUAGUAGCAUCUGAUGGUUGAUACAGUCAGUAACUAUUCUGAAGAAUUAGAUUAAGAGAGAACAAUUUACUUAUUCAGGAAUAAGUGCAUUUUUACAGUAUAUAUUUUUCACAUUCCAGCUGCAACUUCCAAAGAUCAGGUUCUCAUUGCUCUGUAGCACAGAUUAAACAGCCUACUUAUGUCAUAUCCUCACUUCACACCAACCUCUUCAGUCUAUUAUUUUAGUUUUCUAAAUGUAGAUCUAGUUUUCAACUGAAUUCUUUAUUUUGAGGAUCGCAAUCACACACAAAAUAACAUCCAAACUCCUCAACAUGGAAGACUGGUGUCUUCACAAUUAGAUCAUGGACCACACCAUGACCCAGGCCCCUGUGGCUGCUGAGACUUCUGGGCCCUGGGUACCACAGACUAUACUCUAAACAUGGUCUCUGCUAUCUCAGAUCCUGCCCUGAGUGUCCUUUGCAGCAUGCUGAGAUAUUAGCCAUUUUCAAUGUCCAAUUCAAGUGCCAUUGCUGGUAAGAAGGCUUCUGUAGUUCUUAUUGGAAGAAUUGUCACUCUAUGUCCCAGUAAUAGUACUAAUUUGGUUUCUUAUUUUAACAUAUCAUUUAGGAAUCAUACCAUAGUUUGCAUAAUAGUUAAUUUUAUGCCUGCUUCUUCUAUUAUUUACAAAUCCCUUUAGUUUGGGCUGUGAGAUAUUCAAUUCCCAAAACAUCACCCAAUAUCUAUAUGUUAAAGGCUUGUUGAAUUGUAUUCAAUCUAUUAAUUCAGAGUUAUCUGCUAUUCUUGUUUAAGGACAAUGUAUGUAUUAAAGAGCAACUAAAAGCUCCCAUUACUGUUUGCCAACCCAGUUGUCUUUUGAUUUCUCUGUCAACUUGCAAAUAUCAAAUAUCUAAGUCAUACAACCCGGAGACACACCAAAUACCCCAAAUACCCCAUGGUAGUUUUAGGAUGAACUCUGGCAGCUAUUGGCCAUUUCUGGUGCAAGUCAGAAAAAAAUUGCCUUUAGUGUGAAAUUUUUGAUGCUGAAGAAAGUUGAUUGUACUGAAGAGACACUGGCCCUUUAUGAUAAAGGAAGUCAAGUUUACAGUUUUGAUAUUUGUUUACUUUCUUAUUUCUAAUUUUUGGAAAACAAUUUUCUUAGAAUUUCAUUUGUGGUAUUGAUCACUUCUGCGUGUUUUAAUCUUUCUACAUAACAUAAUUAAACACCUCAGUAGGUAUCUAGUGAACUGAUACAAUAAUGAGCUGAGUCAUUUGUACAGAAAUAUAGUAGCUUCCAUAACCUGAAUGAUAACUAUUUAAAAGUGAUGGUUGUUGAAAUUUUACUGUAGUGUCAAAUUACACUUUAAAUUUUGCAAAGCACCUGCUAUUCUAGCCUUAACACAAAAAUUUAGAAACUAAAUCCAAUGCCUAAUUUUUAAACGAAUAAAUCCCAUUGAAUAUUAAGUGACACUGACAAUCACCCUGAAAAGUAUUCAGCCAAAGUUUCAAUAGAAUUAGGAAACUUAAAUGAAAAUGUGCUCUCAGUGCUUGGCCCAUGAGCAGUUUAUGAUUUAAGACAUGCAUACUGUUUAACUCUUUCCUUUAAAGUUCAGAAAAGUACAUAAAGCCUCUGACUGACCUAUUAUAUAGGCACAGAAUUAUCAAAAGCAAUCAAAGUAUGUACCUAAAGUCAAUUUAGUAUAUUAUGAAUACAGCCUGAUGACUAAACACAAUUGCAAAUAUUGCGACUUUAGUUUUUAAUUCAAUUUUUAGUAAGUAGAAAUAUUUCUCAAUUUUAUUUGGUAUCUAAUUAUAUUAAGACCAACAUAUACAUUAAAGUGCAUUUAGAUGAUUAAUAUUUAAUGAUCAUUAUUUUAUUUAAUGAUUAAUAUUUUCUAUUAUUUGAAUUUCUGUAAUUUAUAUUUUAGAAAGAACUGUUUCCAAACACAUUUUAUGGAAAGAUUUCAUUUUUCCAUUCCUUUUACUUUUAUAUUUACAUUGUCAAAUAAAUACAAUUCUAUUUUCAUUUCUAUUAGAUUUCAGGGUUUAUUCUUUUCCUAAGCAUAUAAUUCUUAUAAUGGAAAAAAGUGAAAAGUAUCCAUUAAGUAAUAUAAACCUAUGAAACUAUUAAUGUUCUUUAUAUUACCAAGUAGUUUCAUAGUUUUAAAAAGCCAUUCUUAAGCAAUCAGUGAAUGUAUAUCAUCGGCCAAAAGUUAUGGUAGGUUUCCUUCACUUAUUAUCACAUUUAACCUCACAGUUCUCUCAAAUUGUGGGUUACUUUUGUUGCAGAAAAGUAAAUAUAGGCUCAGGGAAAUUUAAAAACUGCCUUAAGAUUCAGUCUAGUAAAUGAGAGGCUGAGUUAAGAAUCCAAAUCUGCUUUAUAUCAGAGCCCAUGAUUUGAAGUCUUAUCAUUUGUGUUUAGGUCAGGGACCUCUAGAAAUUAGACAGAAUUUUCAAAAUGGUCUUUUACCCCACUCCCCAUAAAUAAGAUAAUGAAUAGCAACACUGAUUCCUAAUUCUAGAAUGUCAAUCUUGAUACUUGUCAAAGUAAAUAGUAGCUCCUCACAAAAAUGUUGUAGCCUCCCUAGUCUAAAUGCUUAUGCUAUAUUUUGAUUCCUAAAUCUAGAGAUCUCUUUUUAAAAACAGUAUUGAAGCAUCAGGUUGUUCAGGUAUGAUUCUCACAUUGAAAUUUACAAAAUAUAACCAAAUAUUGUGACCCAGUUUUUCUGGAGCCAAGAGAAGUAAACUGCCAUUUAUUAGGUGAUGAUUAUAUGGCAAACACUACAAUUUCAAAUUUCAAAUUCUUUUAUCUUUUUUAUUCAUUUUAUCAACUCUGCUGUAUUGAUGAGGAAGUCAACAUAUGGUGGGUAACAUCCAAACUUCAGUGAUGGGCUGGGCAUGGUGGCUUACGCCUAUAAUCCCAGCACUUUGGGAGGCUGAGGCAGGUGGAUCAGGAGUUUGAGGCCAGCCUGACCAACAUGUGAAACCCCAUCUCUACUAAAAAUACAAAAAAAUUAUUUGGGCAUGGCGGCACAUGCCUGCAAUCUACUCGGGAGGCUGAGGCAGGAGAAUCCCUUAAACCCAGGAGAUGGAGGUUGCAUGAGCCGAGAUCACGUCACUGCACUCCAGCCUGGGUGACAGAGCGAGACCCUGUCUCAAAAAAAAAAAAAAAAAAGUCAGUGAUGGAACUGAGGCCAAAUCUGGUUCCAAAGCUAUCCUACAUGGGGCACAGUCAGGACUGGAAUGGAUAGCUCUACCUGCUUCCAAAUAUUCUUCCCUGGGGAGCGGCUGUGAGUCUUACUGAAUCAAUUUAUUCAUUGCAUUCUAUGUGUCAAAUGCAAUUUAGGCCUGGGUGAUAGAGUCAUAUAUGGUCUUUGGACCCACGAAGCUCUGAGUCAAGGAUACCAGCAGAUAUCCUUAAACUAAUAAAAAAAAGCGAUGGCAUCACAUGCCAUUUUGAACUUUUGCAUUAAAGUCAUAAACUUACAUCAGUAUUACGAUUUAUACUUUUAAGCAAAGUUUUGCCAUUUUCUGAUACAUAGUAGCUAGUGAUAAAAUUAUGAAGUUACUAUUGUAUGUUCCAAUGACAUAAAAAACUAAGUGCCUGCUUGGGCUAGUUAUACUCUGCAGUAUACCCUGGCUUAUUGUGAGGAUUAAAUAAAAAAUCAUCACAAACCCCAAUUUAAUUUAAUAUAGAUUAAUUAUAAAAGUAAUCUACCCAUGUUACAUAAUGUUAAGUCUGUAGUUUCAAAGUGUAUGGUAUUUCUUAAAACAAAAACAAAGAUUGUCUCCACUCCAAACAAUAACAGCAAUGGUGAAGGUUGUGGGUGGACAGAGGUAGCCCCACUCAUCCCCAGGGGGCUCAGCUGCCACCGGCCAGGUCUAUCUACUGCUCCCACCCGCUCUGACUGUUUUCUCUCAAGAAAAAGAUUUUCAUUUUAAGAUAGGCAUCAGUGCAAUAAAGGAGCUCUAUACAAAAAUCAUUAUGUUCUAUAUAUGUUUUUGUAGGUUUUAGAUUAAUUAUGGCCAACUGUUACCUUAAAAUAUUUGUUACAAAUAGCACUGAAGUGAGAUUCAAAAUUGUGCCUUCUAUUGAAGCCAAGAAAGUAAAUGUCUUUAAAAUAAACAUAAUGGUGUUUUUUUUUUGGUACAAUAAACAGCAUACCUACACUUCAGAGGACAAAUCAUGUUAUAUAAUAACCAGGAGGGAAAAUAAAAGGAUACAUUAAUUUGCAUAUGGAAGCAAAAUGGAAAUGUUGAAAUUCAGAGCAAUAUAGAGCAAAACAGAGGUUUGUCUGAAACAUUUAAAAUAUUAAGAAGUAUGACUAAAAAACUCAAACAUUUUAAUACACGAUGAAUCCUUUUCUUAAGGAAAAAAGGAAAAUAAUAAAAGUGGUAUUUGGAUGAGAUAAUUUUCCUUUAAAUUUAUUCCUCAGAAUGAUGUAAAUUUUCCAGCUGGAAGCUCAUCUUUCUAUACAUGCAUGCAUCUACACAAAUGGUUAAACAGUUACUCUCUCAAUUCGCUGGGAUAGGAAAGGUGGAUACAAAUAUAAGCAAGGGUCUGAUUAAAACAAAACAAAACAAACAAAAGACAAGAGAAGCACUGCACUGUUGGCCAGAAAUUCCUUUUAAGUCAGACUUAAGUCCGCAGAAAGUUGGACCUAAGCAGUGAAGGAUGUAGGGGAACAAAGAGAGACUCUGCUUGGCCGAGUUUGCUAUUCUCAUUUGUCCCUGUCAAUACGGCUACAUAAAGUUCACAACUAUUUGCACAUAGCUAUAAAUAUAGCAUGAAUAAAACACAUAUGUAUUUGUAUUAUUUACUAUUUAUAAUUUGAAUUAAUGUUUAAAAUAAUUUUAAAUACUUAUUCCAUAAACUCAGUAUUUGAAAACUUAAAGUCAUUUUAAAUAACAUCAUUUACCAAGUCUGCGUGAUGCUUUACAAGAUACCUGAUGAAUGUAAAAUUAUAGCUUUUUGUCUUCAUUUCUAAUAGACUGUUAUAGGGGAAAUGUACUAAAAUGUUGUACUUAUUACAUUUAUGAAUUUCAGACAGUUUCUAUAGACUGAGAACAAUGAUAUGUUUUUAUAAAUUAUUUGGUGAAAGUUUUCCAGUAAGUGUUCAUGUCCUGUACAAAUUUAUUAAACAACAUCAAUUUUACCUAACAACUGUAACCACUAAUAAAUCAUCAGUCACCACUUUUCCUGCAUAUCUGACAGAUGGAGAACACUGUGCUUAGUGUUGAAGAUACCAAAGGGAAUUCAAGUGAGGGGAAAAAAGGAGAGCAAACUGAUCAAAAGGGAAUGCCCAUGAUGCUUUCAGGAAACCAGGGUGAGAACAUGCUGGCUGGAGGAUGGGUCUGGUUUCCAGCAGAGAUGAUAGGAAUUAAAAGGCAUAGGUGAGUUGUUCCCAUCCCUGGCCUGAGCCUUACUCCAUAGCUAUAGAAACAUAGUCUCUAGAAACAAAGGCCAGAGCAUCCUUUUAACAUUUAUAUCAUAAGUAUUCUCAAUAAAUGUUUGCAAUUUAUUUGCUUUAAUGUAACUUGGCAGUAAAGACUUUGGCCUUUGGAGGUCUGAUUCUAAUCCCAGUUCUACCACUUACUGGUUAUUUAUCAGGUACACGUUACCUACCUCUCUGUAACUCAGAUUGCUCAUCAGUAACAUGGGGAGAGUGGUAUCAACCACUAAGAGGAUUAAAUGAGUGAAUAUUUGUAAAACACGUAGCCUAGAAUAGAUAAAUAUUUAUAAAGCACAAGAUCUAUUUAAAGUGUUUAUAACAUAAUACAUUGGAAUAUGAGACUAUUGAACAUUUUGAAGAUUCUAAUAAAUGCAUAAUUUAAUUUAGUGCUCAUUUGAAAAAUAUUUUAUCCUCAUGUUUAAAUUUAACAUAUAUAAUUUAUAUCUUAGUUUUUAUCCCAUUUAUAUAUAUAUAUUUACCAGAAAAAUGUUUUGUAAUACCUUAAUUUUAUGUGGAGUUGAAUUUAAAUAAUUAGGCCGAAUUUGUAUGUAUCGUUGGAUGGGUAUGUGUAUUGACCUGAUUUAUAAAAUAAAGUAUUUAUUAAACUGGGUUUUGCACUUCCAGGUAGAGUCACAUUUAAGAUAAUCCUUUGAAAUAUUUUAGCUUUUGAAAGUAGAUUAAGCAAGAUA